UCAUGUACCUUUCAGCAAGAACACAAGGAAGACUAGCAAACUUAAUCAUCACGAUUGCAGAAGGAGAAAAGAAAACAGAGAUGGUACGUUAAGUGUUGGCAGAACAAAAGAUGUUUGAACCAUAUACUGCCUUCAGGAGAUUGGAUUAAUUGAGAACAGGAGAAUUAACUGUUUCUGACAUAGUUGAGUUCUUGUCAGAUAAUAAAAUUUAUCCAACCAAGGCUCAAUCUGAUUAUUUGUUUAGAAGACUUGAUCUUAAUAGAGAUGGAAGAAUCACUUAUCCUGAGUAUUAUAUAUUGUAAUCUGAUUAGCUUCGUCAAAGCAGUUUUACCAAAAGAAGAUUCUAGAUUGAGACAAAUUGCAUCACUUAGAGACAGUUAUUAUAUUGAAGUUAAUAUGUUAUUACCAACAGAAAUAGAAUGGGGACUUUCUAGAGUAUUCUAAUAAGAAAUUUAAAACUAUAAGUAUUUUUAUAAUUUGAAAAUAUAGUUCAAUAACUGCUUCCUAAGAAAUAUUAACAGCAAGUGCUGAUUUUACAUCUUUGGAUGCCUUUAGAUGUAUUGAUUAAGUAUUUUUGGGUUACAUAACAAUUGAUACGUAAUAAUUUUUAUAUUAAAUUUUAGUUUAUAAGAUUUCUUAAGAUAAAAUGGAGCUAAAUUGUCAUUUGAUGAAUUGACAGCCUUUUUUAGAGUUGUAGAUUCAGAUGAAGAUGGAAGAAUAUCUUAUUCUGAAUUAUUAGAGGCUUUAACUUUUAUUCCAGAUUUCUUUUAGCAAGAGAGAUAAAUAGCUAAUGAAUUAAGAAGGAGUAGAGAGAGAAUCAUUCAAAUUGAAAGAGAAAGAGAAGUCUUAGAAGAUUUAAAGAAAAGUAGGGAGCGAGUAGAGGAUCUGAGAAGAAGCAGAGAAAGAUUGGAAUAUAUGUAGGAUUUAUAAAGAAGUAGAGAAAGAGUUGAGUAAAUUGAUGAAUUGAGAAAAAGUAGAGAAAGAUUGGAUGAUCUUAGAAGAAGUAGGGAAAGAUUAGAGGAUUUAAAAAGAAGUCGAGAAAGAUUAAACUAAUUGGAAGAACUAAAAAGAAGUAGACAAAGAUUAGAAGAAUUAGAAGAAUUAAAAAAAAGCAGAGAAAGAUAAGCUUAAAUUGAUGAAUUAAGAAAAAGUAGAGAAAGAUUAGAGGAUUUAAGGAGGAGUAGAGAAAGAUUGGAGUAAUUAGAAUAAGAGAGAAAGAAUUAAGAGAAGAUUGAAGAACUUAGAAAAUCAAGAAGUAGGAUAGAAGAAUUAUAAAACUAGAGAAGAAAAAUUGAAGAAUUAAGAACAAGUUAAGAGAGAUUAGAAUAAUUAAAGAGACAAAAAGAAGAAAUUGAAUUAAGAAGAAGUCAAGAGAGAUUAGAAGAUUUAAGAAGAAGUAGAGAAAGAUUAGAAUAAAUUGAAGCUUUGAAAUAGAGUAGAGAAUAGUAAAGAGCAUUGGAAGAAUUAAGAUAAAGCAGAGAGAGAGUUGAAUAGUUAAGAAAAUCUUAAUUGAGAAUUGAAUAAUUAGAAAAUGAAAGAAAAGUUCUUGAAAGAAGUAGAUAAUUAGAUAGAGUUGAAAGAGAAUUAGAAUAUGAAAGACAGAGAAGUAAAGAGAGAUUAGAGAGAUUAGAGUUGGAAGCUCAAUUGGAAAGAAGAGCUAGAGAUAGAGCAUUAGAAUAUGAUUUAGCUGCAUAAAGUAACUUUGUUCAAAGCAGAAUAUAUGAUACUCCUAAAAGAUACAAAUGA
Molecule: messenger RNA, 1746 nt
Organism: Paramecium pentaurelia
Lineage: Eukaryota; Ciliophora; Oligohymenophorea; Peniculida; Parameciidae
Source: the annotation of a GenBank genome assembly